Messenger RNA from Rhododendron vialii, 1812 nucleotides. RefSeq names its product cytochrome P450 94B3. The transcript is spliced from 3 exons. NCBI's taxonomy places the organism in Eukaryota, Viridiplantae, Streptophyta, Magnoliopsida, Ericales, Ericaceae. The coding region runs from base 115 to 1653 and encodes 512 amino acids. Gene Ontology annotation, molecular function: monooxygenase activity; heme binding; iron ion binding. The record is from RefSeq and is a predicted model, not a curated record.
CUCAUAUAUAUACUGUAUAUAAAACCCACAUCCUUGUCCUAAAACUCUCAUCCCACCCUCUACACUGCUACCACACAGGCCACUCUCAUAACCCACUCUCUGUAAUCUGCAACCAUGCUUCUCACUCUACUCUUCUUUCUCUCUCUAGCAUUACUCCUCCUCUCUCUCCUAUUCGCCUUCUGUGAGUACUAUCGUAAUGAACUCUCUAACAACCCAACAAAUGGCCCUCCAACGUACCCAAUCAUCGGCUGCCUCAUCUCCUUCUACCGGAACCGACCCCGUCUCCUGGACUGGUACACGGACCUCCUAUCCGUGUCCCCAACGCAGACCAUCGUCCUGACCCGGUUCGGCGCCCGCCGAACCAUUGUCACGGCGAACCCCGAAAAUGUGGAGCAUGUGCUCAAGACUAACUUCCAUGUGUAUCCCAAGGGGAAACCAUUUACGGAGAUUCUUGGGGAUUUUCUUGGGUUUGGAAUAUUCAAUGUGGAUGGGGAAAUGUGGAGCACGCAAAGGAAGCUAGCGAGCCACGAAUUUAGCACAAGGUCUUUGAGAGAGUUUGUGGUGAAGACCCUCGAGGAAGAAGUGCAAAACCGUCUUUUCCCCUUACUCGAAUCAGCCGCAGAAACCGACUCCGUUUUGGACCUCCAAGACAUCUUGAGAAGAUUCGCCUUCGACACUAUAUGCAAGGUCACGCUAGGCACCGACCCACACUGCCUAGACCUCUCCCGCCCUCCUCCGCCGCUCAUGGCGGGGUUCGACGCCGCCGCCGAGAUCAGCGCGAGACGCGCCACCGCGGCCGUCCCCUCCUCGUGGAAAAUAAAAAGGGCGUUGAAUAUUGGCUCCGAGGCGAAACUGAGAGUAUCUGUUGAUUUGGUGCAGGCAUCAGUUGACGCGAUUAUAGGGGAGAGGAGGGAGAAAAUCGACAAAUGCGGUGACGGGAAGUGCGACGGUGGUGAUUUGCUAUCGAGGUUGUUGGCCGCCGGCCACGCCGAGGAGGCAGUGAGGGAUAUGGUGAUAAGUUUCUUGAUGGCGGGAAGGGACACCAGCUCGGCCGCCAUGACGUGGCUUUUCUGGCUCCUUUCCCGCCACCGUGGGAUUGAGAAAGAGAUUAUUGAGGAAGCGACGUCGUUUUAUAAAGACGGUUCCAAACACUCUCUAAAUUUUGAUGAUUUGAAGGACAUGAAUUACCUGAAAGCGUGCUUGUGCGAGUCCAUGAGGCUCUACCCACCCGUCUCGUGGGACUCCAAACACGCGGCGGCCUCCGAUCGGUUGCCCGACGGGACAGCGGUGAACAAGGGCGACAGGGUGACGUACUUCCCGUACGGAAUGGGGAGGAUGGAGGAGCUGUGGGGGAAGGACUGCCUCGAGUUCAGACCGGACCGGUGGUUCGACGAACCGUGGGAAGAAGGCUGGGGGGCCAUGAAGACGGUUAGCCCCUACAAGUUUCCGGUCUUUCAGGCCGGGCCUAGGGUGUGUUUGGGGAAAGAAAUGUCUUUCAUUCAGAUGAAGUAUGUGGUGGCUUCGGUUCUGAGGAGCUUCGAGGUUUGCCCGGUCCGGCCCGAGGAGGAGCCGGUUUUCGUGCCUCUGUUGACGGCUCAUAUGGCCGGUGGGUUCAAUGUUAGGGUACGGAAAAGGAAUUCGGCUACAGCUUAGUCGUUACGUCGGUGCACGAUAAGUACGGAAUAUAUGAUAUCAAUGCGGUUCUGAUCACUGAAGGGAGACGAAUAGUGGAUCCGUAAAAAUUCAUGAUGUUAUUAUAAAUAAAUCGUCUCCUUGUAUGGUUGUGAUUGUAUAAAAGUUUUGCGCGUCCAA